CAGACGCGCUCCAGAGUGAAAUGUCGUUAAGAGGAUCGAACACGGUCAAAGGACGGUGUCGUCGACUGUCGUGGUCGUCACUCCGGUCUCGUGCCCCGCUGUAGCGACGCGAGAAGGGCGAGAACGGACAGACAUCCAUCAGAUAUUUUUCCUUCUUACUUACUUUAUUCAUUUUCGCACUCUCUGUCUCGGUCUCCCCUGUCCGAGUCCCUCUCCCUCUCCCUCUCCCUCUCCCUUUCCCUCCUCGCCGGCAUUGAUCCCUUCUUCUUUCGGGCAACUCGUUCUUCGGGUCUUGGAAGCAAGAGAUGGUGUUGACCUCCAGUCAACUUUCUUGAGUCUUGGUUCAGAGCUGUGGUCUCGACAUUGAUUCCGUAGCACUAUCGAUCUGCUUCUUACCCAAUUCUCCGAUCUUUUACUUCUUCCUCCUCGCCUUUCCGCUUCGAACCGGAGGAACGGGGACUCGGGUUUCGCGGGGGGGCGGUGAGUGGUUGCGAUUUCGCUUUGGUUUUGCACCUCUUCGAUCGUAUCUGGAAAUGAACAAUUUCGACCGAUUGUGUUGACUUUAAGCUGCGAUGAAUGCCGUCGGACUCGGGUUACGUUUGCUAGAGUGCGCGUCGAGGCCUGUGAUGUUGGUACUAGAGAAUGCAUCGAUGCCUCUGCGAUCGUAAUGGCUUCGAUUUUGGGACCGGUACCUCGUAUUUCUCGGUCGCGAAUUGCUUAAGAAACGAAACUGGGAGUUUCAGCUGAUGUGUGAUCGAGAACGGAGCGAGCCAUCUGAUGAGCUUACCCAGGAAUCUCUUCUAGAGGACAAUGAGAUCAACAGCCUUAGUGCACGGUUGUCUCAUCUUCGUCUUUGAAAUUUGAUUGCCUUUUCCCAUUUGCUUGCCACAAAAUGACAUUGGACGUGGUCACUAAUGCAUCAUUGGCUCCUGCAUCCGAAGCCCUUUCUCAAACGAUGGAGUACAUUGUUGAUGUUAUAGUUGCUUCCAAUGACGUUCUCGUUGAGAAGGAAAGUUUUAAGGUACUCACUACUUACUUGCAAAGGAUUGUCCCAGUAAUUAAAGAACUGAGUCGGAAAGAAAUCAGUAAUUCUCAAAGCUUGCUAGCUGCAAUUGAGAUUCUCAAUAGAGAAGUCAACAAUGCCAAGCGACUUACGAGGGAGUGCAGCAAGAGGAGCAAAGUGUAUCUUUUAAUGAAUUGUCGCAAAAUUGUGAAAAGCUUGGAGAGCAGCAUGAGAGAGAUCAGUAGAGGACUAAGCCUCCUCCCGUUGGCAUCAUUGGAUCUCUCUUCUAAUAUAAGUGAAGACAUCAGGAUUCUAUGUGACAAUAUGGAGAAGGCGGAGCUUCGGGCUGCUUCAGCUGAAGAAGAGGUUCUAGAGAAAAUUGAAUCCGGAAUACAGGAGAGGACAGUUGACAGAUCCUACGCAAACAAUUUGCUGGUUUGUAUUGCAGAGGCAGUUGGUGUAUCUACUGAGAAGACAUCCCUAAGGAGAGAAUUUGAUGAGUUCAAGAGUGAGAUUGAAAAUGCCCAGCUGCGGAAGGAUCAGGCAGAAGCUAUACAGAUGGAGCAGAUCAUUGCUUUGUUAGAAAGGGCAGAUGCUAUUUCAUCUCCUAAGGAGAGGGAGAUAAAAUACUUCACCAAGCGGAAGUCUUUGGGAACUCAACCACUGGAACCGCUCCAGUCAUUUUACUGCCCGAUCACUCGAGAUGUCAUGGUGGACCCUGUGGAGACAUCAUCUGGACAUACUUUUGAGCGAAGCGCAAUAGAAAAAUGGUUUGCAGAAGGGAAUAACAUGUGUCCUCUGACAAUGACUCCUAUAGAUGCAUCCAUUUUACGGCCAAAUAAAACUCUGCGACAAUCUAUUGAAGAAUGGAAGGACCGAAACAACAUGAUUACAAUUGCUUCCAUCAAAAAGAAGCUUGAGUCAGACGAUGAAGAAGAAGUGAAUCAUUGCCUUGAGCAGCUACAAGAUCUCUGUGAACAAAGAGAUGUGCAUCGAGAGUGGGUAAUAAUGGAGGACUACAUACCCAUAUUGAUCGAACUUCUGCGUUCAAAAGGUCGAGAUAUUCGAGACAUUAAAAGUCAUGUUCUCGUUAUUCUGUGCUUAGUGGCAAGGGAUACUGAUCAUGCUAAGGAAAGAAUUGCAAGUGUUGAAAACGCAAUUGAAGUCAUCGUUGGUUCUCUUGGACGCCGUGAGAUGAAGUUAGCUGUAAGAUUAUUGCUGGAAUUAUCGAAAAAUAGUUCUAUAAGAGGCCGUCUGGGGAAGGUCCAAGGAUGCAUACUUCUUUUGGUGACCAUGUCAAGGGGUGAUGAUAUUCAAGCUGCAAAAGAUGCAGAAGAGCUACUGGAUAAUCUGUCCUUCUCAGAUCAGAAUGUUGUGCAGAUGGCAAAGGCAAAUUACUUCAAGUAUUUUCUGCAGCGUCUUUCUUCCGGACCGGAGGAUGUCAAAAGAACCAUUGCAAAGGCUUUGGCAGAAAUGGAGUUGACUGACCACAACAAGGCAUCUCUUUAUGAGGGUGGAGUGUUGAAUCCCCUCCUUCACUUGAUUGAACAUGUUGACUAUCAGGUGAAAGAAGUGGCUAUCAAGGCUCUCUACACCCUCUCGACUUUACCGAAAAAUGGGCUCCAGAUGAUAGAAGAUGGAGCAGUUGGUCCCUUACUUGAUGUUCUCUUUAAUCACAGCUCAUCAUCCUUGAGCUUGCGUGAAACAGUAGCUGCCACCAUCAUGCAACUUGCUAUGUCAACCUUGUCUCAAGAGUCAGGUCUGACACAGAGUUUGUUCUUGGAAUCGGAAAAUAUUUUCAAGCUCUUUUCAUUGACUAUAUUCUCUAGCCCUAACGUACAAGAGUGCAUUCUUCGAACUUUUCAUGCCCUGUGUCAAUCCCCUUGCGGUACUAAUGUCAGGACCAAAUUGAGGCAGUGCUCUGUUAUCCAAGCGUUGGUUCAGCUAUGUGAGCUUGAUAGGCUAAAUGUUCGAGCAAAUGCUGUAAAGCUUCUCUAUUUUUUGGUUGAUGAAAGUGAUGAGGCAAUCAUCGCAGAGCAUGUAGGAGAAAGGUGCGUUGAGACAUUACUCAAGAUCAUCGCCAAACUACCAGAAGCAACCUCCUCCAGUGAUGUUGAGGAGGUUGCUUCUGCAGUUGGGAUAAUCGCCAAACUACCAGAGGAGUCUCAAUUCACUGAAUGGCUCCAGGAUAAAGGAGCUUUCCCUGUUAUUCUCAACUUACUGCAGACCCCCAGGCAGAACAAUUCUCAAAGUAGUAAAUUAGUGGAAAACGCUGUUGGAGCUAUUAGUCGUUUCACUGUAUCUACUAACCAGGAAAUGCAAAAGAGAGCAGCUAAAGAGGGGCUUAUUCCUUUAUUGGUGCAGUUUUUAAAUUUUGGAACUAGUUUGACUAAAAGGCGUGCCUCCAUGUGUCUUGCUCAGUUCUCGUGCAGCUCAUCUCAAUUGAGCAGGACAAUACUAAAACGUAGAGGAUUCUGGUGCUUCUCAUCUCCUAUGGAAUCUGGUUGCUCAGUUCAUGGAGGAAUCUGUUCGGUGGAAUCAUCAUUUUGCCUUAUCGAAGCUAAUGCUGUGGAACCUCUUGUGGGGGUUCUCGAUGAGGCAGAUCUUGAUGCCUGCGAGGCUUCUUUAGAUGCAUUAUUGACAUUAAUUGAGGGCCAAAAACUGCAAAGUGGCAGUAAGGUUCUUGUGGAAGCAAAUAUGAUUCCUCCAAUGAUAAAGUUUCUUGUUUCCCCUUCCUCUAGUUUGCAGGAGAAAUCAUUAGAGGCAUUGGAAAGGAUUUUCCGGUUGCCAGAACUCAAACUGAGGUAUGGACCAUUGGCACAAAUGCCUCUAGUUGACUUGACACAGCGUGGAAGCAGCAGAAUGAAAUCUUUGGCUGCCAGAAUACUUGCUCACUUAAACGUGCUUCCUGAUCAGUCUUCUUAUUUUUAAAUGACUGUCUCAGCCAUUUCAAGUGCAUGGCUGCUUUUGCGAGUCAUCAAAUUGAUGACUGAGAGUGGGCGUAAUCCUUUUGUUUUGAGAAGUCUAAGACAACUGGCAGCAUAAUCUUGAAUUUUGCUCAAGAGGAUGUAUAUAUGGUCAUGAAUCUCAACGACUAUUGUGAUCUUUAAGAAGCACUGCCAUUUGGAUGUGAAGUCCUUGGUGCGAUUGAAGUCAAGAAGGCUUCAGUUCCACUUGGAGCUCUCAGAAUUCAAUCUGUUUGCAAAGUAUUACUGGCUGAAGUGGACCUGCUCUGCUAAACUCUGUACCAAUCAUCUUGAGACUGAUUAGAUUGUAAGGAAACAAAGUCAGCGGAACACUGAUUGGUAAGUUAGCCAGAAAUGAGUCAGACAUAUAGAAUAGAUUAAUUCUUUGUUGUAUAGAAUUCUUUUCUUGACGAUUGCAGCACACUUCGGUCAAUGCUUAAAUUCUUUGAUGGGGCACAACUUUUAACUUGUGUGGCAAAAUAUUAGAAAGGUUGUGUUUGUCUGUGAGAAGAUUGAAGGAUGUGAAAGCCCAUAUUAGCAAGUUAUUGUUACCAAGCUAUUUGUAAGGUGACUGAUGCAAAACCCUGUCGUAGCCAAGCUUCAAGUCACUAUGAUCAGUUGUCCAAUGGAAUGUCCGAGCUGGCACGGCAUAGCUUAUGACAGAAGAGGAGUCGAAACUGAUGGUGCGAUAGAUAGGAAGAGUGCCCUCUUUCAUGAUUAUAGGUAUGCUUAAUUUGUAUAAUGAAAAUUACUGUGUCAUAUCACUUCAAGAUCGUCGACGUUGAUUGGCAAAUGGAGUUGGCAUCUGUAAAUUUGCUUUGAAAAGGUUGGUCUAUUUGCAUUUUCUUGUAAACUAGUGAUAAACUCUUGCCUUUGACAAGAUGGAAAUGAUAGCAUAUUUAAUUUUUUCAA
Eucalyptus grandis is the source of this 4881-nucleotide messenger RNA. Its product is annotated as U-box domain-containing protein 43. Gene Ontology annotation, molecular function: protein binding; ubiquitin-protein transferase activity. The coding region runs from base 893 to 3934 and encodes 1013 amino acids. The record is from RefSeq and is a predicted model, not a curated record. The transcript is spliced from 5 exons. Gene Ontology annotation, biological process: protein ubiquitination. NCBI's taxonomy places the organism in Eukaryota, Viridiplantae, Streptophyta, Magnoliopsida, Myrtales, Myrtaceae.